Syngnathoides biaculeatus (alligator pipefish) is the source of this 3802-nucleotide messenger RNA. It is a transcript of the gene chpf2, whose product is annotated as chondroitin polymerizing factor 2. Gene Ontology annotation, molecular function: glucuronosyl-N-acetylgalactosaminyl-proteoglycan 4-beta-N-acetylgalactosaminyltransferase activity. NCBI's taxonomy places the organism in Eukaryota, Metazoa, Chordata, Actinopteri, Syngnathiformes, Syngnathidae. The transcript is spliced from 5 exons. The coding region runs from base 1436 to 3739 and encodes 767 amino acids. Gene Ontology annotation, cellular component: Golgi cisterna membrane. The record is from RefSeq and is a predicted model, not a curated record.
AACAGGUCAAACCGUCUGACAAGACGCUUCGGCUAAGUUUGUUUUGAGCCGCCAGAACGACUCACGUGUAACAUUUUUCAUACAAAUGCUUCAACUUUUUCGAUAUGUAUUCAACCCUGUGCUCAACUCGACAUUUCUAGUCUGUUUUGGUCUUGAAAAUCAAUUCUAAACCAAGCAAAUGUGAUGUUCUGCUCACCCCUGUUGUCCCAGGAAAAUUAUAUUUACAUCACUGGAAGAAUCCUUAAAUUAUCUUUGCUGGCAUUAAAAUCAUUAUUUGAAUUUAUGCACGACACACACACGAGCACGGCAUCCAUUUUAAUCAGUGUUAUGAAGUAAACGUCACCCCCCGAGUCGUUCGAUGAUUUAUAGACAAUAAACAAUUGCCAAACCAUCACUCUUUUGGUUUGUCAUUUUGUAAAAAUAAAAAAAAGUGAUUUUUAAGAACCUUUUCGCGCAAAUGACGUCAGCCUUGUGUCCCCACCUGCUCGCACGUUGUUCUCACAAUGUUAGCCAUGUAGCCGGUUAGCAUCGCGUUGCGCGCCGCCGCCAUCAUUCAACAUUUCCCGAGCGGCUCGGCUCGUGGCAACACCUUCAACGCUUUUAUUUAAGAUAUUUAUGUUGCCAAAAUGAGGAAGUCCACUCUGAACUGGACCGCGAGAGACCAUAAACCCGAGCUAAAGCGACGCUCCGAGGAGAGAAUAUCCGGCCAGCGAGCGCCGAUGCUCGGUCGGAGAUGAGGAGGAGCACCGAGGAAGAGGCUGGAAGUCUUGAGCGUGGCAACUAAAAAAAAAAAAAACAACAAAAAAAAAAAAAAGAGGAAGCGAGGACGGCGAACGAGACAUGGAUGAUCCAGCUCGACGCCGUUUUCCGACAGCCCACGGAUGAUUUAUUGAGUUAGUUCGUCGGAGGAGGGGAAGCGAUACCUCGAGCUAGCCUCGGCGACUUGACAUUAUUUUUGUUCCCCUUUUUUCGCGGAUUCGACAAAACGUCGCGUAUUGUCACGAAGAUCGCGAUUCGACGGCGUCGCGGACUGACGUGUGGGUGUUAAAUGGUGGCCGAAGACGAUUUUUUCUGUCUUUUUUCUUGUUGUCUGAGGUGGACGUCGCUUGCCCAUAAAACAAACAAAAAAAAUGAAUUAAGAUAAUGUUCGGUCGCCGUUGUAGGCGUGUUACAAAAGGAUGACAGUGACACGAGUGUGCGUGUCCGUGGAUAACUGAAGCGUUCUUAUUUUUGUCUUCUCUCGUGUGUGUGUGUGUGUUAAAAAAAAAAGAGAGGGACCAAGUGGACUUGUCAAAUAUGGAUCGCGUGUUGGACCUGAGUGGCUCCAUUGUGCCUCGCUGCGUUUAGAUGCUCGCGGUGCGGUCGCGAGCAAUUUUUUGCCAAUCUCGGAGGAACAAAGUAAAAAGAAAAGAAGAAAGAAAGAAGGAUAGCAGCCAUGCGGAUUUCGUCUUUUUUGGCCAUGUUGCGGCCGGCUCUACCCUUGAUCCUCGGCCUGUCUCUGGGCUGCAGCCUGAGCCUGCUGAUGGUGUCCUGGACCCAGGGGGGCGCCGGCGACCCCUGCGGGGGCGAGCUGGCCGACGGGGUGAAGCCUUACCUGGGCAGGGGGGAUGCUCGGAGGGACCCCGGGGAUGACGGAGGAGGAGGAGGCGGCGGAGACGACGACGACGACGACUUCCAGCCUCGCAUCGUGCCCUACCACAAGGACCCGAACCAGCAACCCAAAAAAGUCCUGAGAACCCGCUACAUCCACACGGAGCUGGGCAUCCGCGAGCGGCUCCUGGUGGGCGUGCUGACGUCCCGCGCCACCCUCAACACGCUGGCGGUGGCGGUCAACCGCACGGUGGCCCACCACUUCCCGCGGACCUUCUUCUUCACGGGCCUGCGCAGCGCCAAGGUGCCGCACGGCAUGGCGGUGGUGGCGCACGGCGACGAGCGGCCCGUCUGGCUGAUGUACGAGACGGUGCGCCACCUGCACCGGCAGCACGGCGACGACUACGACUGGUUCCUGCUGGCCCAGGACGACACGUACAUGCAGGCGCGGCGGCUGAUCCGGCUGGCCGACCACCUCAGCGCCGGCUGGGACCUCUACAUGGGCCGCGCCGAGGAGUUCAUCGGCGGCGAGGAGAAGGCGCGCUACUGCCACGGCGGCUACGGCUACCUGCUGUCGCGCGGGCUGCUGGCCCGGCUGCAGCCGCACUUGGACGCCUGCCGCAACGACAUCCUCAGCGUGCGGCCCGACGAGUGGCUCGGCCGCUGCAUCAUCGACUACCUCGGCCUCAGCUGCGUCGAGGUCCACCAGGAGACGACUUACCGCUACUUCGAGCUCGGCAAGAACGCCGACCCGGAGCGCGAGGACGGCGCCCGGUUCCGGGAGGCCCUCACCGUGCACCCGGUGUCCGAGCCCAACCUCAUGUACCGGCUGCACAAGCGCUUCAGCCAGCUCGAGCUGGACUCGACCUACGCCCAGAUCCGGGAGCUGCAGAUGCAGAUCAGCAACCUGAGCGAGCUGACGCCCGAGGGCCCGGCGGGCCUGACGUGGCCCGUGGGAAUCAACCCGCCCUUCACGCCGCGCACCCGCUUCGAGGUGCUCAACUGGGAGUACUUCACGGAGGAGCACAUCUUCUCGUGCGCCGACGGCUCGCCCAAGUGCGAGCUGCGCGGCGCCGACCGGGUGGACGUGGGCGCCGUGCUGGAGGUGGCGCUGGAGCGCCUCAACGCCCGCUACCAGCCGCGCCUGCGCUUCCUCAAACGCCGCCUGCUCAACGGCUACCGGCGCUUCGACCCCACCCGCGGGAUGGAGUACAUCCUGGACCUGGCGCUGGAAGCGUACACGCAGAAGGGCCACAGCCAGGUGAUCGCCAAGCGGGUCCACCUGCUGCGCCCGCUCAGCGCCGUGGAGAUCAUCCCCAUGCCGUACGUGACGGAGGCCACGCGGGUGCAGCUCAUCCUGCCCGUCACGGCGCAGGAGCGCGAGCACGUGGCCGCCUUCCUGGACACGUACGCCGCCAACGCGCUGGACACGCACGACAACGCCCUGCUGACCGUGCUCUUCGUCUACGACCCGUUCGAGGCGCAGCGCGUCAGCCGCGAGGACGUGUUCGCCGGGGCCAAGGCGGCCGUCGGCGAGGCGGAGAAGCGCUACCCGGACGUGAAGAUCCCGUGGAUCAGCGUCAAGACGGAGGUGCCCUCGCAGGUCAAGCUGAUGGACGUCAUCUCCAAGAAGCACCCGGUGGACACGCUCUUCUUCCUGGCCAGCGUCUGGACCGAGGUCAACGCCGACUUCCUCAACCGCUGCCGCAUGAACGCCAUCAGCAGCUGGCAGGUCUUCUUCCCGGUCCACUUCCAGGAGUUCAACCCGGCCGUGGUCCAGCAGCCCUCCGCCUCGCCCAACGCCGACGCGCUGCGCGACGGCCACUUCGACCGCCGCGUCUUCGACGAGGCCUGCUUCUACAACGCCGACUACAUGAGCACGCGGGCCAAGAUGGCCGCCGAGGCGCUGGACAACGAGGAGCUGCUGGAGAGCAUGGACGUGUACGACGUCUUCGUGCGCUACUCGGGCCUGCACGUCUUCCGGGCCGUGGAGCCGGCGCUGGUCCAGAAGUACGUGCAGCGCCAGUGCAACCCGCGCUUCAGCGAGGACAUCUACCACAGGUGCGUGCUCAGCAACCUGGAGGGACUCGGAUCCAGAUCCCACCUCGCCAUGGCGCUCUUCGAGCAGGAGCAGGCCAACAGUACCUAGCGACUGCGCUUCUGCUGCGACGCCCAUAAAAUUAUGAAUUCAUAAAGAGCUGCUGGAAAUCCA